Molecule: messenger RNA, 1400 nt
Organism: Orbicella faveolata
Lineage: Eukaryota; Metazoa; Cnidaria; Anthozoa; Scleractinia; Merulinidae
Molecular function (GO): sequence-specific DNA binding
Source: RefSeq, a predicted model, not a curated record
ACGCUUUUGAACCUAGACGAGACGUUCAUGCCGUUGGUUUUUUUCUCAUCCCAAAACGAGCUCGCGGCGUCGACUUUUCAGUUUCACCCAGCUUUUCGUGGGCGUAGAGCGGAAAUAUCAAGAGGUAGAAGGCGUAGAAAGCCGGUAGCAUGUAUUCUACGUUAGAACAUCAGCCGAGUUUAAACUGCGCAGACAAACGGCCUCGACUGGACGGUCUACCACUGACUCACGAACCCCGUGUUUGGCCUUACAGCCCGAGACCAGAAAUGUACCCGUAUCAAAUCGAUGCAAGCGAUCACAGCAAGUCGAACUCAAGGUUAGACCCAGCUCUUGCCUACCCCGUUCCUCUAAGACCGAGUGUCUUUCAACACGCUCGCUUCAUCGACAAAAUGCAGCCAAGUGUGGCCAGAGUGAAACAAGAAAAGUUCGAAGGUGGCUACCAAGAGGAACCGUUGAGUGAAGCUGAUCCAAGGCGAUGGAGUCGAGAGGAUGUCACUCGGUGGCUCCAGUGGACGUCCGAGGCCUUCAAUCUUGGGAGCGUCCGACCAGACAGAUUCCAAAUGAACGGCAAAGCUCUCUGUCUCAUGACGAUGGACAUGUUCCUCUACAGAGUCCCAGAGGGCGGUAACAUCCUGUAUCAGGACUUUCAGAGAAGACUCAGAAACGCGGUAGCCAUGCAGACUUAGCUCAUACGUUCUGACUACUUCGGUUUGCAGACAAAAGUGAGUUCAACUGGCUCUGACUUGGAAUUUGGUGUCCGCUGCAUGAACUGGGCCACACGCAUGGGGUUGGAAGAUAAAAACGUUGAGAGACUGAUAUCAUGGGGAUGUGUCGUUGCACGAGAGUGUUGCCAAGGAGGCCGUUAAGAUGGAAACACUACAUACAAGACAGUCUUUGCUUCUCCACAAGUUCGGAAUCCGUUUGCUUGUGUAUCGCAAGUUUGGAACUUUCAGUUAUAUGUGGAGAAUGUUCUAGAUAAUUAUGUUUAUUUUUUAACGAGGUGGAAAGCUCUUUUCUUUGGAGAAAAAAAAUCGACUGCUGAGGGAUUACUGAAUUUCGACGAAAUAUGCUUAGAAUCAGCCUAGAACAAGAGAUUUUUAUAGAAGGCCUUAGUAACUUGGAUUAACAUUGUAGCCGCUUGUAAUAUUUGUAUAAAAAGAAGAUUAACUCCGACAUGAGUAUUUUAAAUGGAUGAAAACUGUGAUUCCUUUCAUGUAAAUAGUUCAUAGAGAUGCUAUAAAAACACACAAGCUAUGCAAUCUGAACAUACCAAGUUUACAUUUUCAAACAAUGACAGUCAUACGCCAAAAAUAUCAGUUAUUUUUAUUCAUGGUAUUUUCUAGGAAGUAUUCAACAUAUGAAGCAAUAUAGUUUACAUUAAAACAAAAGGCUUAUUAUUA